GGAUCAACAGAGUUGUUUACUCGUCCAAUUAGUUCCCCAACACCACAAAUGUAUAGUCCAUAUACCAGUAAUCUUCACUUAGAUCAUACAUUGACAUGUGGCUGGAACAAGUUUAAGCCUCAAAAGCUUCAAAAGUUGAAUAAUGCAAAAUGGUUUUUAUUUUUUUUAGCUGUGUUUUCUAUUUCACAAGGCAUGAUUAUAAAUGGUUUCACAAAUGUUGGUCUAUCAACUUUAGAAAAGCAGUUCAAGUUCAGUAGUAAGCAGUCAGGAAUGAUUGUUGCUGCAAAAGAAUGUUCUUCAUUACUUCUGAUAGCUUUUCUUAGUUUUUAUGGUAGCUUUGGCAACAAGCCAAAAUAUCUUGGUUAUGGUGCUAUGGUAACUGCAUUUGGGUGCUUAUUGUACGUUUUACCCCAUAGUUUAACGGGUAAACACAUCCCAGAUAAUGUGUCUGUUGUAUUAAGUCAGGAACUUUGUGCAGCUGACUCUAAUUUUAAACGAACAGAUUCAGAAGUAAAAUGUGAAGUUAAAAACUCUUCGGAGGGAUACUAUUGGUUCAUCUUCAUUUUGUCUAAGUUGUUAGUUGGUGCAGGCACAGCUCCUUUGUUUACAUUGGGUGCAGCUUAUAUAGAUGAAAAUGUUAAACCAAAAGUAGUACCUAUAUACCUUGGGGUUUGGUAUGUCUCAACCUCUUUUGGACCAGGGUUAGGAUUUUUAGCUGGUGGGUCUUUACUAAAUGUUUAUGUAGAUCUAAUUCAGCCUGCUGGAAUUCAUUUAAACCCAGAAGAUCCCAGGUGGAUUGGAGCUUGGUGGAUUGGGCAUUUGUUUGGUGGAAUUCUUAUUUUCAUAUCUUCAUGGGCAUUAUUAGCCUACCCACAAUCAAUGCCUGGUGCAAAAGAAAUUCGUGCGCAAGCCAUACGAGAUGGAUCGAUAAGACCAGAGGAUAAAAAGCUUCAAGGCAAAUUAGCUGACAUGAUCCCUGCAACAAUGAAUUUACUGAAAAAUUCUACAUUUAUGUUUAAUACUUUGGCCUUAACUUGUGGUACAAUAAUAGCUACUGGUCUUGGCCCAUUUGUAGUUAAGUAUCUUCAAGCUCAGUUUGGGGUUUCCACCAUGCAUGCUGGCGUUGCUUCAGGUAUUACAUUAAUACCUGGUACAGCUGGUGGUAUAUUUAUUGGAAGCUAUUUAAUGCGGCAAUUUCAUGGCAAAGAUACUUGUGAGGGAGCUUCAAGAUAUUGUUUUUUUUUCCAAGUAAUUGCUGUUUUGUCAGUGGCGUCCUUUCUUAUACCGGGAUGCAGAUCUCCCAUAGUAGCUGGAGUACAUAAACCAUAUUUCAAUCAAUCUACAUUAAAUUUGAUAUCAGACUGUAACCACCAAUGCAAGUGUAGUGAUUUAAGUUACAACCCAGUUUGUGGUGUAGACAACCUUACUUACUUUUCACCAUGUCAUAUGGGAUGUCUAAAGAUUUUAGAAGAUGAAUCUAAAUAUAGUGAAUGUUCCUGUAUUAAUCAAACAUCAACAGAGAGACUAGUGGUCAACACUUCAGGUGAAAUAGAUCAAUUACCAACACAAAUAAUGGCUUAUGUUGGUGAAUGCGAUAGAGGGUGCAAGAACAUGGUGCCAUUUUUGUGUGGUAUAGUCCUGAUGUUAGUGCUAAACUUUGUUAAUGCAGUCCCGAAUAAGAUGGUUGUCAUGAGAUGUGUGCCUGACAAUGAAAGAGCUUAUGCUUUGGGUGUUCAAUGGAUUUUCUUAACUCUGCUUGGAGCAAUUCCUGGUCCACUUUUAUUUGGAAUUUUUAUUGAUAAAUCAUGUAAUAUGUGGGAAACAAAUUGUAGCAAGGCUGGUAAUUGUAUUUUGUACGAUAAUGUUACACUUAGUUACCAGCUUACAUUAGGAAUAUUUAUAUUACAAGUUUUAGCAGCAGUGUUUUACUUCCUUUCGUGGAAAACAAUAAAACCUCCUUCCCUUGAGAAUAGGCCUUUUAAAGACUCCGAAGAGUGUUGCGUUAAUCCAAGUAAUAUAUCUAUUGAUAAUUCAAAAAUAAUUUUAAACAGCUCUGCAAAGAAAGAUUACAUUCCAAAAAUAUCUCUUCUUCAUGCUACUUGACAAUAUUUGUCAAUGAGAAUUUAUUUAUUAUUGUAAAUUUAUUGGUCUUUUUUUAUUUUUUACUUUUACAUAUUUUUUAAUAAUUGAUUUUUGUAUUAAUUUUUUUUGACUAUAGUCUCAAAUCGUUCAAAUUUUUUAACUUAAUAUGCAAAUUUGCUAACUCUCGUAUAAGAGCAUAAUAAA
This is a messenger RNA of Hydra vulgaris (swiftwater hydra), 2286 nucleotides long. Lineage: Eukaryota; Metazoa; Cnidaria; Hydrozoa; Anthoathecata; Hydridae. The record is from RefSeq and is a predicted model, not a curated record.